Messenger RNA from Hevea brasiliensis (rubber tree), 670 nucleotides. RefSeq lists its product as uncharacterized. The record is from RefSeq and is a predicted model, not a curated record. The transcript is spliced from 3 exons. NCBI's taxonomy places the organism in Eukaryota, Viridiplantae, Streptophyta, Magnoliopsida, Malpighiales, Euphorbiaceae. Bases 53 to 382 code for a protein of 109 amino acids.
GGUGCGUUUAAGAGGGAGGAAAAAGUGUCAAAGCGUGUUCGAGACAACCAAAAUGGACGUCUCCCGCCUCCACUGGCAGCGUGGCCCUGAAGAACGAAAACGGCUCGUUUCUUCCUGGUCGCAGGGCAAAAGGCUCAAGGUUAAGGCAAGGGGGUGGAAUUUAGGCGUGCCUAAUAUUUGGUUGGUGAAUUAUUUCUACUUUGUUUUAUUGCAUUUGAGAACUUGGAUGGUGGAAGCUGAAAUGAUGCAAGGAAAUAUCAAGCUUUGUUCCUAUGCGUAUUAUAGAAUCUAUAGGGGUUUCAGUGAGAUGCUGCUACUUUGGCUGCAUUUGAGAAGCGACUAUAGGUGCGCAUAUACCAUACACUAUACAUUUGUGACAUGACGUCAUGAUGCCUAGAUAACUGGAGUAACAUUUUCUUUUUUUUUUUUUUUACACAGUUAGCAUUCUAAUUAAGAUACCAUUCAAAUAAUCAUGUGAUAAACUCGGAAUAUAUCUAAUGUUUCUCCUAGAGAUAAUUAUGCAUGUAAGAGUAAUCUAGUUUAGACAAAAUGUUCAAUGAUGGCCUCUAUAGAUUCCCAGAUUUCUUGGUUUAUCUGACAUGAUUUCCAAAGCAUUCUUUUAUUCUAGACUAUAGUCAUUCAAAUAGAACACAUGCUACCCACUUUCUAA